This is a messenger RNA of Vollenhovia emeryi, 1945 nucleotides long. Its product is annotated as putative ATPase N2B. Bases 210 to 1571 code for a protein of 453 amino acids. Lineage: Eukaryota; Metazoa; Arthropoda; Insecta; Hymenoptera; Formicidae. Gene Ontology annotation, cellular component: mitochondrion; cytoplasm. The record is from RefSeq and is a predicted model, not a curated record. The transcript has 8 exons. Gene Ontology annotation, molecular function: ATP hydrolysis activity; ATP binding.
UCUUCCGCGAGCGCGCGCGGGCGGCAGAGGCGCGUGACAGGUGCGCGUGGACGAUCCGCAACGCGGCACGUACGUUUCAAACGGACGGGGGAAAGCGGGCCUUUCCUCCUCGCGCCGCAGCCCCGUGAGGCACGACUCCCAGCCCAGGAUCCCUCCGCGAGCCCGCGCCCGUCCCGGCUGUUGACGCGCGCGUAGCACUCGCCGCGACCAUGUCUUAUCACCUCGCGAAGAGGUGCGCCAGCGCGAAUAAUCUCUGCCACGCGUUGACGCGCGCGUGUCCCAUGAUUUGCGUACGAGGAUACAGCUACGCCCGCGACGUAGACGUGGCCCGCCUGAGCGGCGGGCCAGUCGGCGCUCUGAAGCAGAAGAUCGCGCGGGGCGAGCUGGCGGGCGACGCGCACCAGACCAAAGUAGCGCAGACCCUGCAGAGAAUUUACCAAGAGGUACACGAUUACAAGCCGCAGCACUUGAACCUGCUGGAAAAGUGGUUCGGCGGCAAGCGGAGGGACGCGCCGAAAGGCUUGUACAUUUACGGAGCGGUGGGCGGAGGUAAAACAAUGUUGAUGGACCUAUUUUACAAUUGUUGCCAGAUUGAGAAUAAGAAAAGGGUCCACUUUCACUCCUUCAUGCUGGACGUGCACAGGCGGGUGCACGAAGUGAAGAAGACCGUUGUGCGAGAUGUCACUAGCACCAAGCUGCAGCCCUUCGACCCGAUACCUCCGGUCGCGUCCGACAUCGCCGACGAGACUUGGCUGCUGUGCUUCGACGAAUUUCAGGUGACGGAUAUCGCGGACGCUAUGAUACUGAAGCGACUGUUCACGGAGCUGUUUGACAACGGCGUGAUAGUGGUCGCGACUAGCAACAGAUCGCCGGACGAUUUGUACAAGAACGGGCUGCAGAGGGGCAACUUCGUGCCGUUUAUAAAAGUGCUCAAGGAUCGCUGCCUCGUCAGUAACCUGGACUCCGGGAUCGAUUACAGAUUGAAGUCGGGUUCCGGGGACAAAAAGAUAUACUUCAUAAAGGGCAAGGACGCGGCGAACGACGUGGACAAGGUCUUCAAGUACCUGUGCUCCAUGGAAAACGACGUGGUGCGACCGCGCACGAUCUCUAUAAGGGGGCGCAACGUCACUUUUCGGAAAACCUGCGGGCAGGUGCUGGACUCCACGUUUGAGGAAUUGUGCGACAGGCCUCUCGGAGCGAGCGACUAUUUGGAGUUGAGUCAAGUCUUUCACACGGUCAUAAUAAGAGACGUCCCUCAGUUGAAUCUACGACUCAAGUCUCAGGCCAGGCGAUUUAUCACUCUAAUUGAUACACUGUACGAUAACAGGGUACGAGUAGUUAUGUCGGCAGCUGUACCACACACGCAAUUAUUUUUAUCGGAAAGCGAGUCCGAGUACACCGACGAGAAGCGGAUGCUGAUGGACGAUUUGAAGAUCUCGCAUGGCUCGGAGGAUCACAAGGCGAACAUCUUUACCGGCGAGGAGGAGAUCUUCGCGUUCGAUCGCACCGUGUCGCGUCUGGCCGAGAUGCAGACCUCGCAGUAUUGGGAGCAAUGGGAGCACCACAGAUAAUGAUAGUUUUAAAACUAGCGCAAAUAGAUAGCUCCGUAGCUCCGUACGAGGUUCAACUCGGUUCAGGGCUAACGAAGCUGCUAGUAUUUUUGACGAUUGUCACUCUUGCAGAACGAUCUCUCGCGCGGGCAAGUUACUUGAGCUCUCGUCGAGUGCGCGCGUCUCACUCGAGGCGUAACUUUCGCGCUUUCUCAGUAUUUUCUCUCUCAGGGGGGGACGAAAGCUCCUCGGGUUACCUCUGACGUUAAACUAUUUAUAUCAUUAUUUAUGAGCGUGAAGACACAUGGCAAUCGCCAAACCGUAAUACAAAACGUACGUUUGUAUCUGUGUGUGUACAUAUGCAAAAGUUAUAAUUACAUGAAAUUUUGCACUCA